Messenger RNA from Mercenaria mercenaria, 1822 nucleotides. RefSeq lists its product as uncharacterized. The transcript has 3 exons. Gene Ontology annotation, molecular function: N-acetyltransferase activity. The record is from RefSeq and is a predicted model, not a curated record. The coding region runs from base 241 to 939 and encodes 232 amino acids. NCBI's taxonomy places the organism in Eukaryota, Metazoa, Mollusca, Bivalvia, Venerida, Veneridae.
UAGGACACUAUUAAAUUAUAGGAAAAUCCGUAGACACGCAAAAAUCGAUGAAGAAGAUACUGCUGCUGUGAAUUAUUUACUCAUGCUCAAUGAGCGUGUAAUAGUGUUAGCCGACGGGCUUCAUCGAUUGUGUAGUGGAUAUCAGAUAACUCUUAACCGCUUUUUAUAGAAGGCGUGUAAAAACCUGUUACUGUGAAUUUGGAUACACUAGCAUAUAGGACUUAAGCCGCAGUACAUAAAAUGGGUGCGACUGGUGGAAUUGCGUUGGAUAAAGCAAUGACGGCUUUACGAAAUAUACAAAAUAAGUUUGAGAUGGAGAAUGGACGUCUUGCAAUCAUAACACCCGAUCGUUAUAAAGAAACCUACGAUAUCAUGGCCAAUGAUUUCACCCCAGAUGAACCCUUGUGUAGGUCAUUCGGGGUCAGCUGGAACGAGGACUUUAAGCAGACUACGUACGAUAACCUCGUGCAGAACGCAUCCAUAUGUAUGAUCUCAAAAGACACACAAGAGAUUAUGGGUAUAAGAAUAAUUGGCAUUAUGAGGAAAACUGAUCCACCUGCUGACUUUAAAGGCUUGGGCUAUGAGCCAUUAAGAGGUCUAUUCACUUUUCUUACGCACAAAGACAAUGAAGUGAACUUCUUUGAACGAUAUGAAGUUGACGAAGCAAUACAUUUCUUUGCAUUAGGUGUCAACAAAAAGUACCGACGUAUGGGUCUUGGAGGUCGCCUUCUUGCAGCCGCUGUAGCCAUGAGUAAGGAAUUAGAAUUCAAAGCGAUAAAGGGGGAAGGAACCUCAAAUUUCUCGCAAAGGAUUUACGAAAAGGAAAAAUUUGAAACUCUGCUCACAUUACCGUAUGACAGUUAUAUCUAUAAAGGACAGCCAAUCAUAAAUGGAACAGGGGAACAUAAAAUGACAAAGAUAUAUGGUCUUAAACUGUAAUAUAUUGUCAAACAGUUGUACAUGUACUGUUAUGACGGUACUGUGUUGUCUAAAAAAAGAUUGUGUAAUUUCAGCAAAACAGAUUUGUGUCCAUGCGCGACGGAGUCAAAAUAAUUAUAUAGAGAGAGAAGUUGGUUUUAAGGAAUACAAUUUAUCUAGGUCAACAUUUAACUAUGCGAGAAAUGUGAAAAUGACGUAACACUUCACUGAUGAUGCCAUAUGAAUAAUACCUGUGGGUCAUGUAAUACAAACAAAGUGCGACACGCCCAGUGCUAUGAAGUAUUGUACCGAAAAUGUACAAUUCUAUAAUAAAAUCUGUCUCGCCUAAUUUUGGACCUCCGAUAAUUUAUUUCUACUACUAUAUGUAAAAUUGUCAAACAUGGCAUCAAUUCAACCGCUCUGAAAUACUAGACGAUUGCUGCAAAAAUCCUUGAAACUCCCGAGGAUGAUGUAUUUUUUUCUAAUUUACAAAAAAUAUGUUUUAUCUCCUUUGUUUCUGUUUCAUUACUUCAUACCAGCCCAAAGGUGAAGUCCAAAAUCAGAUGAGACAGACUUUAGAUACACCAAUUUUGAUUUUAGAAAACGCCAAAAUAUUAUGUUUUGUAAAUUUGUACCUAUUUUUAUCAGUUUAUCAUCAGCACAAAUUGUGUACAUUACAAAACGACCAUAACUCUAUAUUUACAUUCGCCCUGUUCUUUUCCAUUGAUACUUAUGAUGUUCAUUUUCUAUGAACAGCAAAAGGAAAGACGCCAAAAUAACACUGCUUAGUGAUAACGGGUCGCUGUUUUGAUGACGUCUUCCUAUAGUCAAGAAGUAUGUGUCUUAGAUUAAGGGACUGGGAAGCUGAUUCUAAUGUUAAAUGCAACAACAUAUGUGCAAUUUA